UAUAGAAACAUAGGUCUUACAUGUGUACAAAUACGGUAUGCUAUAUAUGAAAAACUAUUGUUUAAUUAAUUAAUUAUUUUUAAUUAAUAGUUAAAUAAUUAAAUAAUGUUACUUCACCUUGCAGGGACACAAUGACAAUUGUAAUCGCAGGUUAUAACGUCUAAACGCGAAAUGCAGGCGUCUUUUUUUUUUUUUUUUUUUUGAUUCUACGACAUCAAGACCCUGAUAUGCCUUUAUUGUUCUUUUCUUCUUUAGCGGAUAAAUAAUUGCAGCUCACUGAAACCCCACAAUGACCUUUGAUCCGCACCAAGGGAUGCCGGAGAGCAUGUUGAGAUACCGGCUAAAACUGUUGCAAAACAAUGGAUACCACCUCUACUACCCUUAUGGCCGGAAGCUCCCCACACCGUCGGAAUACUUAACCGGAACGCUAAGGGAGCCCUUGUACGAUGGAUGGACGUUCAGGGUGUUUUUCUGCGCCCAUGCACUGUCGCACGAGACGGAACUUAAAAUAACAUGGGAGAGCGCAGACUCAUCUAGUUGGUUUAUCAGAAUAUGGGUAAACACGAAAGGCGAAGUAGCCACCAGCGGCCACGACACUACCGGCAACUUCAGUGCUCCGAUGGGGGUGCAGCCCGUUCAGAAUGGGGACUACUACACUCUGGCCAUUCGGUACGAGGGGAGCUCCUUAUUUAGGGUGCUUUUCAAUGCGGACCAAGGAAGCGGACAGGCUGACAAGAAGCGUGACAUGCAAGAUAUACAAACGGCGGACAAAUGGCACUUCAAGAUAAGCCCUGGGUCCCAUUACCUUUUAGCCGUUGAUAUUAGCGAUGAAUUGGGGAAGUUCCCGCAAGACGGCCUGAAACAAGAAUACUAUCACAAUGCCUUUCCAAUGGACAUUGGAUCUUUCGGCAUCUUUGAACUGACGUACACAGGGAACGACGAAGUGCUGCUGGUAGACGUGAGCGAGCCGGGCGCUGCCGCGAGGAACAUCACGUUUAGGAGAACCAACAUGAGAAUGGGCGAAACUUUCUUGGCGUACAUCCGAUGUGCGCCCACCGGGUGGGUGUUGCAGAUGAGUUUCCAGGAUCAGGCGGUGCUCGCCUUACGCCCAAAAAACGACAGAAGCCUCUCGCCAAAGUUCUCCGCUGCCAACAUAAUGCGAAUGUACCUGGAGCCUGGCCCGUUAUCAUAAUUCAGCAUAAUCGAACGUAUAUACAGAUUCUAAUAAACGUUCCUGCUCGA
Messenger RNA from Dermacentor andersoni, 1242 nucleotides. The record is from RefSeq and is a predicted model, not a curated record. NCBI's taxonomy places the organism in Eukaryota, Metazoa, Arthropoda, Arachnida, Ixodida, Ixodidae.